GAAAUUUGGGGAGGGCUGACCUGCCGGCCAGUCGGUCCUUGGCUCGAUUUGUGGAUCCAUGGCAGCCAGCUCACUCGAACAACGCGCGCCCAUGCUGCGCACAGCGCCUCAACAUGGAUCGAGACUCGUCACCAUUUUAGUCGUUGCAACGAUGGUGGUGUCGCUUGGUCUUGUACUCUCUCGACCAUCGCACGAAAUGGAAGCGGUGCAAGCGUUGAGAGCAGUCCCCAAACAAACGAGGAAUCCGAUCAUUGGAGUUCACUCGCACCAAGAUUCAGAAUUUGGCGACGAGUUUAUCGCUGCAUCGUACAUCAAAUGGAUCGAGAGCGCAGGUGGCCGCGCGGUGCGCAUACCGUGGAAUGCGCCCGAAGACGAGCUCACACGACUUCUCUCCAGCGUGAACGGCGUCCUUUUUCCAGGUGGCGACCCCGAUCCAAGCCCUGCCGCGGCGUUCGUGUAUGCUCGAGCGCUCGAGUUGAAUCGCAAUGGCACGCACUUUCCACUGUGGGGCACGUGCUUGGGAUUUGAAUGGAUGUUGCAGCUGCAAACAGCCAACCUCCACAUCCUGGACAAAGUCGACGCGCAGAACUUGAGCUCAACUUUGAGCUUGGUGCAUCCGCGUCAGAGUCGCUUGUUCAGCUUCAGUCCAGUUUUCAACUCCUUGACGACGGAGCCCAUCACGGACAACUUUCACCAUUUUGGCAUCCUAGCGGAUCAUUUUGCUGCGACCGAGUUGCUCACGUCGUUUUACAAGGUUCUCGCCACAUCACAAGAUCGACAAGGAGCGACUUAUGUCGCUGCGAUCGAAGCCGUGGACGUGCCAUUCUACGGGGUUCAAUUUCACCCAGAGAAAAACCCGUAUGAGUUUGGCCUGUCGGCGGACGGCACGAGCUACGAAUCGAUCGACCACAGCUAUGCUGCCAUCAUGACAUCGCAAGCGUUUGCCCACUUCUUCGUCAGCGAAGCGCGGAAGAACGACCAUGGAUUCCCCACACCGGCUGAAGAGCAAGCUGCGCUCUUGUACAACUCGCCUCGGUCCAAUCGAUCGUACCCGAUGUACGAAGAAGUGUUUGUGUUUAGCACGAAGUAACAAGCGACCCGUCCUCUCGAUCGGGAACUUUAUGCACGUCGGGGGCUCAUGGAAACACGAGCACCUCAACGUAGACAGGGUACGACCUGUUGGAGGUCGGGACGUUGUACAGCAGGGACGACCGCUUGACUUCAGCGUCGGCAAAAGAAUGAUUGUUGCGCCUCGCUUCUUGCAUAAAGAAGUGGCCGAAUGCUUGCGAGGUCAAGAUCGCUUCAUACGUGUGGUCGAUCCACUUCCACAAGUUCCCGUCAGGGUACUCGCCAAACUCGAACGCGUUCUUCUCCGGGUGGAAUUGCGUGCCGUAGAAAGGAUAUUUGUACGCUUCGAUCACUGAAAUGUACGUGCGUCCUUGGCGGUCCACCGAUGUCGCGACGGGGUUGUAGAAUGACGAGAGCAAGUCCGUGGCGGCAAAGUGAUGGUCAAAGAUGCCAAAGUCGUGGAAGUUGUCUGUGAGCGGCGCGGUUUUCAGCACGUCAAACACCGGGCUGAAGCUGAAAAUGCGACUCGGAAUGGCAUUGCGGUCGGGUGGCGGGAAUGCCAAUGUCGAGCUGAUGUUGGCGGCGUCGACAGUGUCCAAGAUCGAGUUGUUCUUGGACUGAAGCUGCACGAGCCACUCGAAGCCCAAGCACGUUCCCCACACGGGGAAGUACGUCCCGUUGUCGUUCAACUCAAUCGCGUACUGGUAAAUGAACUCAGCGGCUUCGUUCGGGUCGCCGUCCCCGCCAGGAAAGAGCACUCCAUUGACGCUGCGCAGCAGCUUACGGAGCUCGGUCUGCGACGCAUUGUACGGAAUGCGAACGGCGCGACCACCAGCACUUUCGACCCACUUGACGUACGACGCUGCAAUGAUUUCGUCGUGGUAGGUAGACGACUGAUGUGAAUGGAUGCCAAUGAUGGGGUUCUUGGUGAGCACGGGAAGGUUGCCAUGGAGCACGACUCGUCCCGACGAUGGAGAAGCACAUGUGAUGUACACAGUGACGACCACGACGGCAAGCAACGACACCACAGCCGCGAUACGGUACAUCGCAUUCUUGCGGCGUUGAGGCGUGCGCGCGGCGCCGGGCUUUGUGAGGAUGGGCAGUGUGUCUUCCGUGGAUCCCAUCGCCCCAAGUGCUGUGGAAGAGUAGAAAGGUUUCAUCGUCUGUUCGUUG
Aphanomyces invadans is the source of this 2241-nucleotide messenger RNA. RefSeq lists its product as hypothetical. Gene Ontology annotation, molecular function: gamma-glutamyl-peptidase activity. The coding region runs from base 59 to 1090 and encodes 343 amino acids. The record is from RefSeq and is a predicted model, not a curated record. Gene Ontology annotation, cellular component: vacuole. Lineage: Eukaryota; Oomycota; Saprolegniomycetes; Saprolegniales; Verrucalvaceae. Gene Ontology annotation, biological process: tetrahydrofolylpolyglutamate metabolic process. The transcript is spliced from 2 exons.